Molecule: messenger RNA, 1229 nt
Organism: Colletotrichum destructivum
Lineage: Eukaryota; Fungi; Ascomycota; Sordariomycetes; Glomerellales; Glomerellaceae
Product: Putative chloroperoxidase
Exons: 3
Coding region: 88-834 (248 amino acids)
Molecular function (GO): peroxidase activity
Source: RefSeq, a predicted model, not a curated record
AACUAGUUCGCUCGCUCCUCUUGUGUCCAAACUGCUCCAAGUUGCCAGUCAAUCGUUGUCUCUUAUUCGGUAGUGGUUUAGUUCACGAUGCGCCUCACUGUAUUAACUCUCGCCAUCCUUGCUGCUCCGGCGCUCGCCCAGGAUGCUCAACACGUGUGGCAGGCUCCUGGAAGCAAUGAUCGUCGAUCUCCGUGCCCCCUCUUGAACAGUCUCGCCAACCACGGCUACCUCCCACGAAACGGCCAAAACAUCUCCGUCGACGCCCUGAUCGAGGGCAUGCACGCCGGCCUCAACCUGCGCGAGGACGCCAAGCUCUUCUUCCGCCUGCAGGGCAACAAGGCCGUCGGGGCCUCGUCGACGGGGGACAAGACGACGUUCCACCUCAACGACCUCAACAAGCACGACCUCAUCGAGCACGACGCCUCCCUCAGCCGGGCGGACAUCUACUUUGGCGACAACUGGUCCUUCAACCAGACCAUCUUCGACGAGACGAAGUCGUACUGGCCCUCGGCCACCAUCUCCAUCAGCGACGCCGCCAAGGCGCUCGCCGCGCGGCAGAAGAGCGCCGAGGCGAUCAACCCGGAGUUCAACCUGCCUCUCGACGGGCACACCAACUCGCUGGGCCAGACGGCCAUGUACCUCGGCUUGUUUGGGGACUACGACGACGGCAACGCGAACCGGGCUUGGGUCGAGUACUUCUUUGAGAACGAACGACUGCCGUUUGAGCUCGGCUGGCAGAGGCGGUCGGACAACGACAAGAUCCCGGCCACGGGGAUCCUGGCCUUGACGACCAAGGUGGCCGUUCACUACCUCGCGGUCAAGAUUGGACUCUGAGCAGGAGAAGUUGAUGGAAGAUUUGUCUUCCACUCUCGUCUGGUACCAGGAAGCCGUGUAUGCCCAGAGUCGAAGUGACGGAGACGGCACGCAAUACAGAUACAACCUAGGCACUAGGACGAGCAACGCAGGGGCAUGGGACGAAAAACGACUGUUGGUCCAACCCGCAUGAACCAACGUUCCCCCCGAAAUGGACCGCUAUCCCCGACGAAGCUAGAUCUGACCGUUGCAGGUGGAGAAUGGUGUGUUGCAAUGGCUCGGAUGAUUGAUCAAUGCCCAACCGGUAACAUGGGUCAAGAAGCUCUUCAGGGGAGCAAGCCCAGGGGGGUUCUGUUGGUUGGCACCAGGUACGAACGAUACCGACGAGAGUUUACAUAGGCAGUCUUGACGGAGGA